This is a messenger RNA of Sardina pilchardus (European sardine), 767 nucleotides long. RefSeq names its product chromosome 15 C19orf25 homolog (gene c15h19orf25). NCBI's taxonomy places the organism in Eukaryota, Metazoa, Chordata, Actinopteri, Clupeiformes, Clupeidae. Bases 257 to 607 code for a protein of 116 amino acids. The transcript has 3 exons. The record is from RefSeq and is a predicted model, not a curated record.
AUGAAGACGACGUGUACGCAUAGCGUGUACGCUGUGAACAGUGGUCUGUUUACUUGUGUAAAAUGCAAGGCUCUGUCCUUCAGCAACUAUAACGUUAUACAUUAAUUUAAGAUUUGUGUUAGAUAGCUAGGCCUACUCUCCGUUUAAAAAGUUGUCGUUUCCGGCAAGAAUCCGUUUGAAAGGUAUUACGGAUGCUAGUGCAAUUGAUGGUGAAUGAAGAUGAUGGAUAGUUAACUCAGAAUCACCAGAGGAAAAUAUGAGCUCGAAGAGUAAAAAGCGAAUGGUCCUGCCAAGCCGACCAGAACCUCCUUCUAUGGAGCAAAUAGCAGAAGACAUCAACCGAGCCGAACCGAACGACCCAGUCUUCAGUGUUCUACAAGACGAAAGUCAAGACGCUAGGCUGGGGUCGAGUCCCAGCGAGGUGGAGAUGAUGUACCAGCAGAGCCGGCGCUUCCUGGAGCUGAACGAGCGGCUGCAGGACGCACGGGGGGAGCUGAUGCGGCGGCGGGACGAGCUGCGUGCCGUGGGUGUCGCCCUCGGCAACAGCAUCAACGACGUCAAGGAGGAGGCAGGAAGUAUGCCGUGCUUUGGCGAUCGGAGCACUUAGCGUUCGCCAUCCGGUUCAUGAUGAUAUUCCACUACACCAUACUUUACGGUCACUUAACCUUUUCAGUUAAUAUUGUAUAUAAUUUCUGAACAGUGGAGCUGUUUUGUGUCAGUCUUGCUAAAUUGUUGAUCAUGUAAUAAAGUAUUUUAAAGUAAUUAAA